UGUUGAAUUUACAGUUAGUUACAUUGUAAUCUGUUUUAGUCGAUUAUGUGGGCAAGACCAUUUCCAGUGGAGGUAAAGCCAUUUCAUGUCCGCUCCUUGAAUGGGACUGCAGUACAGCGAGUGACGACAUCACUGUAUCUGAUACUUUGGUAACAAAUGAAAAGCCCAAAACUCCGCCACAAGACACAGGAUGUCGAAUAAGGUCGUGGAGACGUCUGUUGACAUCAAGACCUUUGGUUAUCAGAGGCGGAAGACGAGAGAUGUUUCUGGUGAAAGUCAGCUUCUCUUUGAAACAGGUCACUGAGAAAAGAAGCAUGGUAUUUGAGACAGCAAUGACUGCCAACCCCGCAGAUACUUGCUGGAACCAAUCAACUGGACUAAGUGUACGCAUCAUAGGAUGUCCAAAGCAUAAGCACCAGCUCUGUCUCUGGGUUAGGUUUGAUGGCAAGCUCCUCUCUGAUAUUCCUAUUGCUUGCAAUCAAAUUGGUGAGGCAGGUGCCUUACAUCUAGGCUUUCUACUGGACGGUAGGAGCAGUAAAGUGUAUGUUGUUGACCUUGACAACACGACAGUGAUUCAGUCUGUGACUGACAUUGUGUUUGACAGACCAUUCUGGGUUAUGGCGUAUCUAGAUGCAUCCCAAGAUUCAAACAUGGCGUGUGAACUUGUAUCAGGUCACAACCUUACACUAUCAGAAGGAAUGACCCAGUUGUUGUUAUCUCUAUAGGAAGGUGACUGGGCGGGGGAAUAAACGUGUAAAAUGCGGAAAGAAGGAGCCAGUAAAACAUCGUUGGAGAGGAUGGUCCCUUGGGCAGAAUCCGACGUCCAUUGUGAAAGAAUAAAGACUUCAUGAUUAUCCCCACCCGUUCAGAUACCAGGGACCAUUGUGUACAUCCCAUCCCAUCCUUUCUUGCUCACCCAAAAGGCUCGAACCAUAUUGUGUCUUAAAUUCUACUCUACUAUGUUUUAUGUCAGAUGUGGAGGACACGUGAUGAAAAUUAUGUCGAUGUAAUUCCUUGUUUUAACUUUUCCUUAUGUUCCCGCGUUUGUGCAGGAGGACUCUUGAACUACUUUUGCAUGUCUUAGUGACGGGUGCCACCGGUGGACCUGGAUGCUCUCACCUUAUCAUCACUAAUUGAUGAGCCAACAUGACGACGGUCACAUCACAGCGGGUGUAUAUAAAGUAACCAGACCCUCGUUACACCCCUGCGGGGAUGAUGAGGCUUUUCAGUGCAUUUUGAAUGGGCGAUUGAUAUCAGCCCCGGAUGGAGUGCGUCCUCUGCUCGGCUAGCUUUCCCAUGACAAUGUCUUCUAAUCAAGCUACUCCCAUAUUCGUCUGCAAGAGGUCUGUGCAUAUACGUUCCUGGUUGUACCCACGACACACCACAAGCUGUGAUCGAAGUACACUGUUUACAACUGACCUAUGACCAUUGUAUGAGACUGCACACACCAUACGAGACAAACAUGUCGGAUCUUAUGUCAGUGGCUGCGAUCAAGGAUCUUCUGACAGAGUGUCCAAUAUGUACAGAACACUUUGAUGAGUCAACACGAAUUCCUCGUCGUAUGCCAUGUUGUGUACAGUCAAUAUGUCAGCCCUGUCUGGAAACCUACACUGGAGGUGCUGCAACCCUAUCCUGCCCCAUGUGUCGACACCGACAUAAUCUGCCUGGUGGGGUGAAAUCUCUGCCCAAAGAGACUCUCAUCCUGAAGACUCUGGACUACCUCAAGAUCCAGAAAGGUCUCCAUCUUCCAUGUACAGAUUGCCCUGACAAGGAAACAGCUGUAGCCCAGUGUGAUAACUGUGGAACAUUUUUAUGUUCCCUUUGCUUAAGUGCUCAUAAACGGAAUAUGGUAACAAAAGCCCACACUAUAAAUACCUUUGAUGAAAUGAAGGGCCGACCUGUGCAGAGUUUCCGUCGUCUACAUCAGUGCAGUCAGCACCAACAACCUCUACAGUUCUACUGCUACACUUGUGACAAGGUUGUCUGUGUGUCCUGCACUGUAGUAGAUCACAAAGAAGGGAAGGGACACAACGUCGUGUCUGUGAAUGAAGCACACCAAGGAAAGGCGAAGUCCACAAAUGAUGUUUUAGGAGAGUUAGAAGAGAAGACAAAGAGACUGAGCGAAACGGAGUCAGCCCUUCAAAAGAAGAUAGAAAACAUCAAAUUGUCAAUGAAGGUAGCAAGAGAUGAUAUCAAUAAAAUCUUUGAGAACCUGACCGAUAGGCUGAAUCAAAGAAGAACAAUCCUUCUAUCAGAUGUUGAUGGGAAAUCUGCUGAGAAUCUGAAGCUAACAGAGGAGGCCUUGGAUUCGACAAGACAACUGCUGACUAAAAUGAAAACUUCAUCCGAAUACAUGCGACAGAUGCGCAGCAAAGCUGACAAGGUGGAAGAUCUACUGGUAAUGGGAUCAUCUGAGGCCUCUUUGAACUCCAUGUUGAAGGAGUCACCACAGGAAAUACCCUUUGACAGGACUGGAGUCAGCUUUGUUCAAGCAAACGUACAACAUCUGCAGGAUACUAUCAAUGUGGCAGGAAUGGUCAGAUCAGUUACGUUCUCCCCAACAGAGAGGCCGAAUGGUAUGCCAGAUACAGAAGUAUACAACGCCAUCAUACUGGAACCUGCAGAGUUCCCUACAGUGAUGGAGAUGGACCGGAGCAUCUGUGACCAGGAGAUAACAUGCCCGACUCUGGAAUGGGACUCAAGCACUGCUGAUAACACUAUUGACGUGUCUGGAUGUGUAAUCACAAACACCACCUUAGCCGUCCCUUCUCCUGACACAGGAUGUCGGAUACAAAAUAUCACUUCAUGUCUGGCAUCCAGGCCUUUAAUGGUUAAAAAAUGCCAAGGCCAGCGAUGCAUGUUUCGCGUAAAGUUUCGGGUUUGUGUAAAGGAAUUGAUACAAGAUAAUAAACUUAUACAAGAGAUUGCCCUGACCCCCACCCCUGUAGAUGCUGUCUGUUAUCAAGUCACCGGACUGAGUGUACGUGUUGUUACAUGCCCCAACCACAAGCAGCAGCUGUGUCUCUGUGUAGUCUGUAAUAACACCCUCUUCACUGAUCGCCCUCUCAUUCAGAACAGAGUUGGACAAUCUAUUGACCUACAACUGUGUUUUCUAAUGGAUGGGGCUAAUGACAAAAUAUUAGUUAUUGAUGCCGGUGAUAACAAAGUGUACACCACCGUCACAGAUGUUGCUUUUGACAGACCCAUGUGGGUCAUGAUGUAUGUUGGUUAUCCCGCAAUAUCAGAUGUAAGAGGAGAACUGAUUACAGGCCACAACAUCACAGGAACCUUCGCAAACUACAAUCAUUAGACUAGUUUCCACUAUCCACAACAAUCACACACUCCAUGUAACAUGCAAUGUAUACAAGCACAGCUCAGUAAAAUAAUAUGUAUGCCCUUGACACAUUACCAACUUGUGUACAUAUGUAAAAACACGUUUGGUUUACAUAUUUAAUACAAAUAGUAAUGUAACCGUGACGAUCCGGGUUAGAAUCCUGCUUGCCGUAAGAGG
This is a messenger RNA of Haliotis rufescens (red abalone), 3511 nucleotides long. RefSeq names its product E3 ubiquitin-protein ligase TRIM33-like. Gene Ontology annotation, biological process: positive regulation of DNA-templated transcription. The record is from RefSeq and is a predicted model, not a curated record. Lineage: Eukaryota; Metazoa; Mollusca; Gastropoda; Lepetellida; Haliotidae. Gene Ontology annotation, molecular function: zinc ion binding; ubiquitin-protein transferase activity. The coding region runs from base 1433 to 3310 and encodes 625 amino acids. The transcript has 7 exons. Gene Ontology annotation, cellular component: chromatin; nucleoplasm.